This is a messenger RNA of Lingula anatina, 1564 nucleotides long. RefSeq names its product histone deacetylase 8. Gene Ontology annotation, biological process: heterochromatin formation. NCBI's taxonomy places the organism in Eukaryota, Metazoa, Brachiopoda, Lingulata, Lingulida, Lingulidae. The record is from RefSeq and is a predicted model, not a curated record. Gene Ontology annotation, molecular function: histone deacetylase activity.
UGGAAGGUCACACUUCCCGUUGCUGGCGAGAAAACAAUGACCUUGAUUUCCCGCGAAAUUCAAUAUGGAGGAGAACGACCAAAACGUCCUCCAUAAAGAUGCCUCGCCUGUCUAUCAAACAGACGUUAACGGAGACACAGGAGGUUCUAAUACCAUUAGAAAAGGAUUAUUACCAGAGAAGAAAGUUGUUUAUGUUUGUAGUGCAGAUUUUCUCAGUGAAUGCGACAGAAUUGCCAAGGUGCCAUUUAGGGCGAGUAUCACACAUGCUUUGAUUGAGGCCUACGGACUGCUUUCAAGGAUGAGUGUGGUUCCUCCUAAACCAGCAACAUUUGAAGAAAUUUGCCAUUUUCACUCAACAGAUUACAUAGAAUGCUUACAAAGAUUGUGCCAAGAUGAUGAUCCAGACAAGUAUGAUGAGGAAGCUGAAGAAUUUGGCCUGGGUUAUGACUGUCCCGCAGAUGAAGGUGUAUAUGACAGUGCCUCUUGGGCAGCAGGGGGGACACUUACAGCAGCUGAACAUCUGGUCAGUGGUCAGUGCUCAGUGGCCAUCAAUUGGGCAGGAGGCUGGCAUCAUGCCAAAAGAGAUUCAGCUGCUGGUUUCUGCUAUAUCAAUGACAUUGUGCUAGGAAUAUUAAAGCUACGGACCAAAUAUGACAGGGUUUUGUAUGUGGACAUUGAUCUUCAUCAUGGGGAUGGAGUGGAAGAUGCUUUCUGUGCUACAUCCAAGGUUAUGACAGUAUCCUUCCAUAAAUAUUCACCUGGGUUUUUCCCAGGCACUGGCAACCUCUCUGACACAGGUAUAGGAAAAGGAGCUGGUUACACUGUAAAUGUGCCCCUCAAUGAAGGAUGCCAGGAUGAAAAUUUUUAUCGAGUGUUUGAAAAGGUCAUGGAUAUUGUUAAGAUCAAAUUUGAUCCAGAAGCAGUUGUAUGUCAGUGUGGUGCAGAUGGUCUGGCAGGGGACCCCAUGGACUCUUUCAACCUGACCACCCUGUCAUUGGCAAAGUGCGUGCAGUAUUUACUCAAUUGGAGUGUUCCAUUGUUACUCCUGGGGGGUGGUGGGUAUCAUAUUCCCAACACAGCCAGAUGCUGGACACACAUCACUAGUGUAGUGACUGGAACUAAACUGAGCAGUGAUAUUCCAGAACACAGGUAUUUUACACUAUAUGGUCCAGACUAUGAUCUGAUGAUCUCUCCUGGAAAUAGAGCCGAUACCAAUACUCCGUCUCAUAUUAAGAAUGUCAUUGCACAGAUAUCAGAAAAUCUCGAGAACCUCCAGUGACGGAAACAAUAUACAGAUGAAUGUAGUUGCCAAAUAAAUUUAUCAGUGACGUGGCUAUUUUACAAACAAAUGAAAUAAUAUCAUUAAUAUUUUAUAAGUAUACAAUGAGGUCAGUUCUUUCAUUAGGCAUAAGAAAGUGUGAAAAUGUAUCAUUAUAAGCUGCCCAGUGUCUGAUUCCCUGUGCCUCUCCAUUUAAAUUGUCAAAAAACAAAAGGUUUUAAGGGCUGAAAUUGAAGGCUCUUUUAUGCAGGUUUUAUUAUUAAUGUUUUUAACAUGUGAGUUUUC